This is a messenger RNA of Sphaerodactylus townsendi, 927 nucleotides long. Its product is annotated as olfactory receptor 6B1-like. Gene Ontology annotation, cellular component: membrane. Gene Ontology annotation, molecular function: olfactory receptor activity. The transcript has a single exon. Bases 91 to 927 code for a protein of 278 amino acids. Gene Ontology annotation, biological process: G protein-coupled receptor signaling pathway. NCBI's taxonomy places the organism in Eukaryota, Metazoa, Chordata, Lepidosauria, Squamata, Sphaerodactylidae. The record is from RefSeq and is a predicted model, not a curated record.
CAAUCACUUGUCACACAUUUUAUCCUUCUUGGAUUUGGGGAUUUCAAUAAACUAGAAGUUCUGCUCUUCUUUGUAUUCUUGGUGAUCUACAUGGCAACCAUGGUUGGAAACGUUCUCAUUGUGGUGCUGGUUGUGAUUGAUAAGAAGCUUCAUAACCCCAUGUACUUCUUCUUGGGGAACUUGUCCUGCUUGGAGAGCUGCUACAGUUCUACCGUUUUGCCCAGAAUGUUAUUCAGCUUCUUAACAGGGGACAAAACUUUGUCAAUGGCUGGUUGUAUGACACAGUUUUAUUUAUGUGCCUCUCUUGUAAGUUCUGAAUGUUAUCUCUUUGCCAUGAUGUCUUAUGAUCACUAUGUGGCUAUAUGCAAACCCUUACGCUACACAACUCUUAUGAAUGACAGGCUAUGCCUCCAACUGGCUGCUGGAUCUUGGGUUAAUAGAUUCAUGGUUAUGUCAGUAUUGCUAUACCUGAUGUUAAGAAUGACAUUUUGUGGUCCUAAUAUCAUUGACCAUUUUUUCUGUGAUCUUACCCCACUCAUGAAACUUUCCUGCAGCAAUAUUCACAAAAUGGAACUCGCAAACUACAUAACUGCCCCUUUACUUACUCUGCCUCCAUUCAUAUUAACGAUAACCUCCUACGUUUCUAUUAUCUCCACGAUUGUUAAUAUCCCAUCCACCACUGGAAGAAAGAAGGCCUUUUCUACCUGCUCCUCUCAUCUUAUUGUGGUAACUAUUUUCUAUGGGACUAUCAUCGUUGUUUAUGUGCUUUCAAAGACUCCCACUCUUAAAGAACUGAACAAAGUAUUCUCUGUGUUUUACAGUUUUCUCACUCCCCUGGUCAAUCCCCUCAUAUGCAUCUUGAGAAACAGAGAGGUAAAAGAUGCCCUGGAAAAAAUGUGUUGGAAAAUAUAUGUACUUGAAAAGUAA